UAACUGAAUAUGAAGGACAUGCUCUCUCAGUACUUAAAGAAUGUGAACUCCAAGCGUUUGAUGGGGUAGUUUGUGUCGGUGGAGACGGAUCUGUCAGCGAAGUUGCUCAUGGUCUACUACUUAAAGCCCAGAUAGAUGCUGGAAAAGACACAGAUUAUAUACCAACGCCUGUCAGAGCACCGGUUCCUCUUGGAGUAAUACCAGCAGGUACUACUAAUACUUUGGCCCACACUCUCUAUGGUAUUAAGCAUGCAGUGACUGCCACGUUGCACAUUGUAAUGGGACAUAUUCAACCAGUAGAUGUCUGCACUUUCAGUACUCCAAGCAAGCUUUUGCGGUUUGGGUUCUCAGCUAUGUUUGGUUUUGGUGCAAGGACUCUAGCUUUGGCUGAAAAACACCGUUGGAUGCCCUCCAAUCAGCGGAAGGAUUUUGCUUUUAUCAAAACACUGGCAGAUCUCAAGCCAGAGGAAUGUGAAUUAUCAUUUCUACCUCUACAAAUUCCACGGGAAGACACUCAUGAGAAUGACAGAAAGAAGAAAGAGAAAAUUAAAAAAAAGGGUAGCAAGGAUCAAUGGCACAAAAUUCAGGGUCACUUCCUGAAUGUGAGCAUUAUGGCAAUCCCUUGUCUGUGUUCAAUGGCACCAAGAGGCUUGGCACCUAAUACGAG
Fulmarus glacialis (Northern fulmar) is the source of this 667-nucleotide messenger RNA. RefSeq names its product ceramide kinase-like protein. Gene Ontology annotation, molecular function: kinase activity. The transcript is spliced from 7 exons. The annotation marks the transcript as partial. The record is from RefSeq and is a predicted model, not a curated record. NCBI's taxonomy places the organism in Eukaryota, Metazoa, Chordata, Aves, Procellariiformes, Procellariidae.